AUGGCUCUCAACUCCAGGGAGAAGGAGAGCGGCAAUGAGUCGCCUGUGUCCUAUGACGCUGAGCGCACCAAUACCGUUGGCGAUGGUGUUGUCACAGACGACGUCCAGCUGGUUUGUCCGUCCUCUACAACUGAUAGCAAGCUCAUGGCCAGGAUUGAUUUCCAUGUCAUUCCUUUCCUAUGUAUCAUGUACUUGCUUGCCUUCCUAGACCGUGUCAAUAUCGCCAACGCCGAUGUUUUUGGUCUCUCCGAAGAGCUUGGUCUUGAAAAGACAGAAUACAACACCGCUCUCGUCGUCUUCUUCGUCCCAUACAUCCUCUUCGAGAUCCCCUCCAACAUUCUUCUUAAGCGCUUCAAACCCCAUGUCUGGCUCAGUCUGAACAUGUUUCUCUUUGGUCUUACCACCCUUCUUCAAGGUUUUGUCCAGAACUACAGCGGCUUGAUCGCCACACGUUUCUUCUUGGGUCUUUUUGAGACGGGCAUGUUCCCUGGUGCUUUUUAUUUGAUUGGCAUGUGGUACCGUCGCCGAGAAGCACAGCGUCGUUACAGCUUCUUCUUCAACAGCACGACUCUUGCCGGCGCAUUCGGUGGUCUUCUUGCCGCAGCUAUUGGAAAGAUGAGCGGUGUUCGCGGUUAUGCCGGUUGGCGUUGGAUCUUCAUUCUCGAGGGCGGUCUCACUGUCCUCGUGAGCUUCUUCUUCUUCUUCCUGCUGCCCAACUUUCCUGAGCAGGCCGAAUGGCUCACUCCCGAAGAGAAGAACUAUGUCACUGCCAGACUACGCGCCGAUCAGGGCCACGCCGGCGCCGAGCGCAAGACGACUUUCUCCGAUGCUCUCAACGUGCUCAAGGACUACAAGAUCAUCAUCGGCGGUUUCAUGUACUUCGGUCUCAUUGUGCCUGCUUAUGGAUAUGCCUACUUCGCGCCUGGUAUUAUCAAGACCUACGGAUACAGCCCUAUUCAGACACAGCUUUACAGUGUUCCUCCAUGGGCUGCUGCUUUCGCAUUUUCGCUCUGUGUGGCCUUUGCUUCAGACAAGUUGCGCCACAGAGCAUGCUUCGCCAUCUUUGCCAUUCUCGUCGCCAUUGCAGGAUUCGCCACUCUUCUUUCUGUCCACGACAACCACAAGGUUCAGUAUGGCGCUUUGUUCCUCGUCACUAUGGGUGCUUACACCGCCAUGCCCAUCAUUGUGUGUUGGUUCAACAUGAACCUUGGAGGUCACAGGAGAAGAAGUAUCGGCAGCGCAUGGCAAGUUGGUUUCGGAAACAUUGGUGGUAUCAUCGCCGUGUACUCUUUCUUGGCAAAGGAUGCUCCCAAGUUCGUUCGAGGCUAUUCCAUCUGCAUUGCAUUUACGAUUCUCUCCAUCAUCGCUUGUAUUACAUACGGUGCUGUCUGUCUGUAUGAGAACAGAAAGAGGGCCGCAAACCCACCGGAGAGGGAGCUUACUGAUGAUGAGAAGGCUGAGUUGGGCGAUAAUGCGCCUACCUACAGAUAUCUGUUGUAA
Molecule: messenger RNA, 1500 nt
Organism: Fusarium venenatum
Lineage: Eukaryota; Fungi; Ascomycota; Sordariomycetes; Hypocreales; Nectriaceae
Product: major facilitator superfamily domain-containing protein
Biological process (GO): transmembrane transport
Cellular component (GO): plasma membrane
Molecular function (GO): transmembrane transporter activity
Source: RefSeq, a predicted model, not a curated record